Molecule: messenger RNA, 579 nt
Organism: Emiliania huxleyi CCMP1516
Lineage: Eukaryota; Haptophyta; Isochrysidales; Noelaerhabdaceae
Exons: 2
Coding region: 1-579 (192 amino acids)
Biological process (GO): regulation of DNA-templated transcription
Molecular function (GO): DNA binding; DNA-binding transcription factor activity
Source: RefSeq, a predicted model, not a curated record
AUGGCUCACCGCGAGUCGCCCUCCAAAGACGAGCUCGUGCUGAUCCCAGCUAUCCGCAAGGACAGCACAACUGGAUACAAGUGCGUGAAUUACAACCGCGGCGCGAAGAAGUUCGAGGCAAAGGUGAUGGACGGCGGCAAGCGCAUCUUUAUCGGCCAAUUCGACACCGCCGAGGAGGCGGCCAUCGCCUAUGCUCGCUCAGAGUACGGCCGUGCUGACGCGGCCAAGAUGAAGCAGACCCGCCCCGCUCCGUCUGCGGUUGGCGCGGCCGCGGUUCGGCAGGCGGAGAAGGAGGGCCUCACCCUCGCCACGAGCGCCAACAAGAGCGGCUACAAGGGCGUCUUCAACAACCCCAAGGAGCACGGCAGCAACAAGUUCACGCUGCAGGGCCUCACCCUGGUCACCAGCUGCAACAGCAACAGCGGCUACAAGGACGUGAGCCGACGCGCGAGCAGAAAGUACAAGCUGCACGUGUGGGAGGGGGGCAAGGACGUCCACCUCGGAGUCUUUGGCACCGCCGAGGAGGCGGCUCUCUUCUCCAUACGACAGGCUGAAUUGUCAGCCAUCAACGACUCGUGA